Molecule: messenger RNA, 1074 nt
Organism: Mucor mucedo
Lineage: Eukaryota; Fungi; Mucoromycota; Mucoromycetes; Mucorales; Mucoraceae
Exons: 5
Coding region: 86-1036 (316 amino acids)
Molecular function (GO): phosphatidylinositol binding
Source: RefSeq, a predicted model, not a curated record
UGUACACAGUCUUUGUCUGCUGAGUCAAGUUUAUUUCUUUAAUUCUUUUCUCACUCGCUUAUCUCUGUUUUGAGAACAUUUCGUAAUGACAAAAGAAUCUCGAGCAAAUGAGGACAGUUCAGUUUAUGCUUCCAGUAUUUACAGCGAUGAUGGAAGUACCCUUUAUGCAUCAAGUAUUAUAGACGACGAUACGGCUAGUACACUUUAUGCCUCAAGUGUAUAUAGUACGCGGUUGAAUGACAAACCCUCUUUGUCCGUAGACGAUUUGCAGCAGCUGCGGAUUGUUGUGGUGGGUUUAGCUGCACCUAAAUUAAGUAAAGCAGUAGUCCAUCAUUGUUUAUUGUCCGUUCGAACCCUUCUUCCCAAAACCAAUCAAGAUUUAAAGAAUAAUCAGUUUAUAGAACAGUUCCGUAUUCUUAAAAAUUAUGCUGACUUGACCAAUUUGGAUGCAUCCCUGAGAUUGCAAGGAUAUAGAGGUGAACCCUUGCUGAAAAAGUCUAUUUUCUGUAGCCAUGCACCUCAAAUGCUGGAUCAGCGAAAGAUUCUAUUAGAGUUAUAUUUUCGAAAGUUGCUUGAUUCUGAUCAACAUGUCCCUCUUUUGUUGAACUUUUUCGAUACGGACAAGGAAAUUGAAGAACGUAAGCACCAUAGUACAAAAGAAGGCUACCUUAUGAGAAAAGAAGGUACCAAAUUAUUUGGUAAAUGGGUUGCGCAGUACUUUGUUUUAGAAGAUGUUACAUUUAAUUAUUACAAUCAAAAGGGAGGGAAGAGACUUGGUUCUAUUCCAUUAAAAGAUAUGAGUAUUGGCAGCCAAUCAUCCAGAUAUCUGGAAACCACAGAUUAUCGUCAUGGUCUGGUAAUUAAGCAACUGCUGAACCGACACGGUGAUGAUGGUCACAUGUUAUGCGCUGUUAAUGAUGAGGACCGUGAUCUGUGGGUCUCUGCUCUAUCCGAUGCCGCUAGAGCCUUGGAUGCUCCACCAAUCGUUGCCGUUCCAGCCUUUUUAAGCAAGCUGAGCAAUAAAAAAAAGAUUUGAUUUUGUACACAAAAUAAAUUGACAAAGAGAGACAUUAU